AUGGCUAUUCUGACAACGAGCUUAACGCUGGAGGAAAUUGUAAAAUGGUCUCCAUUGCGCUUCGCCGAAGAGACUGGUGCCUGGGCUUGGGUGGAGAGACUACUGCAGGCGGGUGUUCCAAGUCGAGACUUGUCGACGACAAAGAAGAGACUGCAGAACCCAGAAAAUGCGAAGGAUAUUAUGCGGCGGGCUUGCGAGGAAGGUCUGGUGUCGGUACUGCAGUUCGCGCUGUCCGUGGACCGCUCACUGGCGGGCCGGCCGCUGGACGACCAGCAGACGACGCCGCUACACGUGGCGGCGCGCCACCGCCGCGAGACAGCGCUGCGCUGCCUGCUGGCUGCCGGCGCCGACGUAGACGUAGUCGACACCUCCGGCCGAGCACCCCUGCACGAAGCCGUCCUCACCGACAGCGCUCACGCCACACGCAUGCUGCUCGACGCGGGAGCUAGCGCUACCGUGAAGGACGGCAAGGGCAUGUCGCCCAAGCGGCUGGCCGAGGCUCACGUCUGCAUUUCGGCGCUCAGAGUGGUGUCCGAGUUCGUCCAGGACGAGCCCUGGGAGCGGAUCGCGCAGUUCAUCAUGGCCACGGAGACCGGCUGCGUGGAGCGCACGCGGCGGUCGCUGGUCGCGGUCAGCCGCAGCGACGGCCCGGCCUUCCUACAGUGGUCGGUGCUACACUGGGUGGCCAUGACGGGCUCGGGCACGGCCAUCCGGACGCUGGUGGCGAGCGGCUCGGACGCGGACGCGCGCGGCGCCACUGGCGAGACGCCGCUGCACGGCGCCGCCGCCUGGGGUUCGGAGGCCGCCGUCGCGGCGCUGCUCGAGUGCGGCGCCAGCGUGGACGCGCGCGACCGCAGCGGGUCGGCUCCGCUGCACUACGCGGCGCGCACGGGCAACCUGGCGGCGCUGCGCGCGCUGCUGGCGGCGGGGGCCGACCGCGACGCGCGCGACGGCGACGGCAACACGGCGCUGCACCACGCCGCCGCCGCGGGCGCCGCGGACACCGUGGCCGCGCUGCUCGCCGCCGGCGCCUCCGGCCGCCUUCGCAACCGCGACGGGCACACCGCGUACGAUAUGGCGCGCGCGCGCGGCUUCCGGAACGUACUCGGGCUGCUAUACGACAAGGCGGGCCGACCACCGACUGCGGCCACGACCGCCACAAAACACCUGCCGGGGUGA
This is a messenger RNA of Schistocerca serialis cubense, 1179 nucleotides long. RefSeq names its product ankyrin repeat domain-containing protein 65-like. The transcript has a single exon. The coding region runs from base 1 to 1179 and encodes 392 amino acids. The record is from RefSeq and is a predicted model, not a curated record. Lineage: Eukaryota; Metazoa; Arthropoda; Insecta; Orthoptera; Acrididae. Gene Ontology annotation, molecular function: protein binding.